AUGCCCAUUGCGUCAGUGAACGACGAUAGAUUCCAAUUUUACUACGAAGACAGCGGUGUACCUCCUGGCUCGGAUGAUUACACUACCCUUGUGUUAGUACAUGGCGCUGUCUACCACGGCGCGAUAUUCCGCCCCAUGUUCUACUUUGCUGCAGGCCACAAUUUGCGCCUGGUUACUCUCAAUUUUCGCGAUAAUCCCGGCUCGACACCCUAUUCAGCUACCGAGCUCAAUGCACUCAAAGACGGCGACAUUGAAGCCCAGAAGGGUCAGAUUCGAGAGCAGGGCUUGGAGUUGGCGGCAUUUAUUACAUGGUUCAUUCAAACAGAGGGAAACCUCCCAGUUGAGCCUUCUGAAAGAGGAGGACCUUUAUCUGGAGGUAUAGCUGUCCUCGGAUGGUCCAUGGGGAACCUCCCAGUGCUUUCCAUGCUUGCACAUGCCGAUGAACUGCCCAUAGAGACACAGCGUUUAUUCGAGCAGUACCUGAGAGUACUAUUAUUGUUUGACCCUCCUUAUUUUGUCCUCGGGGGUCCAGGCCCACGCAGAUCCAGACUUGUUGGCCUCUCAGGGAAAGGGCCCCCGGACGAAGUUGUAAAGACAUUCACCCUUUGGGUGAACGGGUAUUACGAACAUUCUCCUGCAAUGCUUUUAUCGCUUGCAGAGAUUGACGAAGUGCAGCUUGAUGCUGGCGUAUCAGAACAGUGGCUCCAGGAUCCUCCUCAUCAAACACCGACUAUCUGUCGUAUGACAGCUGCUCAACAAACGGAAUGUACUAAGCCCUCCAUCUUCAGCAGACUUCUUAUCCCGCUAUCCGAUAUGGAUUCUGCGGUGUGCGACGAAAACGCGCGGCGCGCCCUAAUGGAUAAGACGAUCUGGCCACAUUUACGCCUCGAGUUUAUUUGCAUCCAACUCCAAUAUGAAGACAGUGGUGCACCUAUUGGAUCGGCACCCUAUGUCACUCUUGUGCUAGUGCAUGGUGCCAUUUUCCAUGGCGCAAUCUUCCGUGCUAUGUUGGUCAAGGCAUCAGUUUACAAUUUACGCAUUGUUACUGUGAAUCUUCGCAACUAUCCCGGUUCCACACCUUACUCGGAUAACGAGCUCAACGCACUCGGAGAGGGCCCUCGCGGCCAGAAGUCCAUAUUUCGGUCACAAGGUCUUGAGCUUGCGUCUUUCAUCGAAUCAUUUAUUCGUGCCGAGAACAUACCGCCCGUUGUUUUCUCCGGAGAAGGAAAGUCAGUCUCAGGAGGGCUAGCUAUGCUCGGAUGGUCCAUGGGGAAUAUCCCGACACUCAGUACGCUCGCGCACGCUGAUGAAUUAUCAGCUGAGACUCAAGCAGUCUUUAAUCAGUAUUUACGGACGCUAAUUCUGUUUGACCCACCGGACUUUGUCCUCGGCGCACCAGAUUCGUACACAUUUAGCCCUGCCUUUCUCGCUCAAGAACCGACUGACGAGGUUGCGGCGGAAUUCAUGCUUUGGGUCUCGAGUUAUUACUCUCAUUCCCCAUCGCUCUUGUCGUCACUUGCAGAAGCAGACACGGCACAGCUAGUCGCUGGUACAGCGACAGAGUCAAUCAAGGACCCGCCUCCUCAUCACGCCCCCUCCCUCACUCGCAUGUCUACGCUUGAGGUAACAGAAUGUGCCGACCGGAAGGUUUUUGCCCCAUUGGUCAUGCCGCUUGGGGCUUCCGACCGGGAAGUAUAUGACGAGAACAUACGUCGCGCCCUCUUUGACAAAACAAUCUGCCCACAUCUGAAUGUUGAGUUCAUCUGGUGCGACAUGUCUCCCGAAAUGUUUACGCACUCUAUGUGGUAUAUGUACAAGCUGCAGGCGGAGGCUCGUCUGAUGAAUGGACGCACAAUCAAUCUUAGGAGACUGAAAGGGGCUAAUCAUUUCGCUCACUGGGACCAGCCCGAAGCUACUCUCAGAUUUUUGGCGGACCUAUUGUGA
Fibroporia radiculosa is the source of this 1944-nucleotide messenger RNA. RefSeq lists its product as uncharacterized. Lineage: Eukaryota; Fungi; Basidiomycota; Agaricomycetes; Polyporales; Fibroporiaceae. The transcript is spliced from 7 exons. The coding region runs from base 1 to 1944 and encodes 647 amino acids. The record is from RefSeq and is a predicted model, not a curated record.